GGGCGGGAACUUCUCGAGACGGCUCGCGAUUGGCUGGGCUCGUGGAGGGUGGUGCCGGGGCGCCGAGAGAGGGAAUUAGUGCGAGCCGGGUGAGUGGGAGCUGCCGCCACAGCCCACGCCUCGGUAACUGCCCUCGCCACGCGAAGUUCUCAGCAAGUGUUUAUUGAAGGCCUAGUAUGUGGUGACAUUGCUGGAUACUUGGGAUGCAAAGGUUCUUAUUCUGCCAUAUCCUGUGAACACAACAGGUUCCUGCAUCUAGGCCUUGCAGCCAAAAUGGGGAAGACCAGACACAUGGGCAAAAAGCCCAACUUCUAAAAGCCUGACUGGCCCAGAUGUCAUAUGGUACUGAAGAUCCCAGAGACUGGGUUUGUCUUACCAAGAGGAGAAGGAGGGAAGUCAGUGGGAGCAAAAGCCUGGUAGAAGGGCCUGAGGCAAGCUCUACUGGGGCCAUGUCAGAGCGAGAAGAGCGGCGAUUUGUGGAGAUCCCUCGGGAGUCAGUCCGCCUCAUGGCAGAGAGUACAGGACUGGAGUUGAGUGACGAAGUGGCAGCCCUUCUCGCUGAGGAUGUGUGCUACCGUCUCAGAGAAGCCACACAGAACAGCUCUCAGUUCAUGAAGCACACGAAACGGAGGAAGCUGACUGUUGAGGAUUUCAACAGGGCCCUCAGAUGGAGCAGUGUGGAGGCUGUGUGUGGUUAUGGGUCUCAGGAGGCACUGCCUCUGCGCCCUGCCAGGGAGGGUGAACUCUACUUUCCUGAGGACCGAGAGGUGAACCUGGUGGAGCUGGCCCUGGCUACCAACAUCCCCAAAGGCUGUGCUGAGACAGCUGUCAGAGUUCAUGUUUCCUACCUGGAUGGCAAAGGGAACCUGGCACCUCAAGGAUCAGUGCCCAGUGCGGUAUCUUCACUGACGGAUGAUCUGCUCAAGUACUAUCAGCAAGUGACACGGGCUGUGCUAGGGGAUGAUCCACAGCUGAUGAAGGUCGCUUUGCAGGACCUUCAGACAAACUCCAAAAUUGCAGCACUCCUGCCUUACUUUGUUUAUGUGGUCAGUGGGGUAAAAUCUGUAAGCCAUGACCUGGAGCAGCUGCACCGGCUGCUGCAGGUAGCACGGAGCCUGGUUCGCAACCCACAUCUCUGCCUGGGGCCCUAUGUCCGUUCCCUGGUGGGCAGUGUCCUUUACUGUGUUUUGGAGCCACUGGCUGCCUCCAUCAACCCCCUGAAUGACCACUGGACUCUGCGGGAUGGGGCUGCCCUCCUGCUCAGCCACAUCUUCUGGACUCAUGGGGACCUUGUAAGUGGCCUCUACCAGCAGAUCCUGCUUUCCCUGCAGAAGGUCCUAGCAGACCCUGUGCGGCCUCUCUGCUCUCACUAUGGGGCUGUGGUGGGGCUGCAUGCUCUUGGUUGGAAGGCAGUAGAAAGAGUCCUGUACCCACACCUGUCUACUUACUGGACAAACCUGCAGGCUGUGCUGGAUGAUUAUUCUGUAUCUAAUGCUCAGGUCAAAGCAGAUGGACACAAAGUUUAUGGAGCCAUUCUGGUGGCUGUAGAGCGCCUGCUGAAGAUGAAGGCUCAAGCAGCCGAGCCCAGCGCGGGUGGCCCAGGCGGCAGGGGGUUCCGGCGUUCGGAAGACCUGCCUUGGGACAGCCUUCUCCUUCAGGAGUCUCCUUCCGGGGGCGGUGCAGAGCCAAGCUUUGGGUCUGGUCUUCCGCUGCCACCAGGGGGAGCGGGGCCUGAGGACCCUUUUCCCUCAGUGACCCUGGCGGACAUCUACCGUGAGCUCUACGCCUUCUUCGGUGACAGCUUGGCCAUCCGCUUUGGCACGGGCCAGCCUGCACCCACUGCCCCAAGGCCACCCGGGGAGAAGAAAGAGCCGGCAGCCGCCCCGGACUCAGUGCGGAAAAUGCCGCAGCUGACGGCCAGUGCCGUGGUCAGGCCCAGCCCGGCCUCCCGCUAUGUGCAGAAGCUGCCCAUGAUCGGCCGCACCGGCCGCCCGGCCCGCCGCUGGGCGCUGUCGGACUACUCGCUGUACCUACCGCUCUGAGGUUGCCCGUCCCCGCCUCCCAAAUAAAUGUCGCGCCCGGAA
Molecule: messenger RNA, 2084 nt
Organism: Ictidomys tridecemlineatus (thirteen-lined ground squirrel)
Lineage: Eukaryota; Metazoa; Chordata; Mammalia; Rodentia; Sciuridae
Source: RefSeq, a predicted model, not a curated record